Messenger RNA from Leguminivora glycinivorella, 654 nucleotides. RefSeq names its product histone chaperone asf1 (gene asf1). The transcript has a single exon. NCBI's taxonomy places the organism in Eukaryota, Metazoa, Arthropoda, Insecta, Lepidoptera, Tortricidae. Gene Ontology annotation, biological process: DNA replication-dependent chromatin assembly. The coding region runs from base 1 to 654 and encodes 217 amino acids. Gene Ontology annotation, molecular function: histone binding. Gene Ontology annotation, cellular component: nucleus. The record is from RefSeq and is a predicted model, not a curated record.
AUGGCCAAGGUUCACAUAACCAAUGUCGUUGUUCUCGACAACCCGAGCCCUUUUCUCAACCCAUUUCAAUUCGAAUUGACCUUCGAAUGCAUAGAAGAACUUAAGGAAGACCUAGAAUGGAAGAUGAUAUACGUCGGUUCAGCAGAAACAGAAGAGCACGAUCAAGUUUUGGACACGAUAUACGUGGGGCCGAUACCUGAAGGUAGACACAUGUUUGUUUUCCAAGCACCGCCGCCGGACGUUACCCGUAUACCAGAAAAUGACGCUUUAGGCGUCACAGUCGUGCUCCUAACGUGUUCAUACAGAGGACAAGAGUUCGUUAGGGUCGGAUAUUUUAUAAAUAACGAGUAUACAGAAGCGGAGCCUGAGUUACGAGAGAAUCCCCCGGCGAAGCCUCAGUUUGACAAAGUAGUGAGGAAUAUUUUAGCUUCAGAGCCUAGAGUGACGAGGUUUAAGAUAAAUUGGGCGGAGCCAGACGCGGCGGCAGCUACAGACUCGGGUGACGGUAAUAUGGAGACAGUUCAUGGGCCUAGCAAUGAUUCUUAUGGGGCAACAUUCAACGCGGACUCACAGAUUAGCGCCCUGGAGUUUGGACAGGGCAGUUUAAGUGGUUACGGUGACAAUUCAAAUUCAAUAGCGCCUAUGGAAUGCUGA